Kockovaella imperatae is the source of this 1784-nucleotide messenger RNA. RefSeq names its product putative glucan 1,3-beta-glucosidase. Gene Ontology annotation, biological process: glucan catabolic process. NCBI's taxonomy places the organism in Eukaryota, Fungi, Basidiomycota, Tremellomycetes, Tremellales, Cuniculitremaceae. Gene Ontology annotation, molecular function: beta-glucosidase activity. Bases 327 to 1730 code for a protein of 467 amino acids. The transcript is spliced from 12 exons. Gene Ontology annotation, cellular component: cell surface; extracellular region. The record is from RefSeq and is a predicted model, not a curated record.
CGGGUUACUGUGCCCGUUUUGGUGGAGCCGAGGAACGGAGAUGGUUUUCCGACGGAUGAUGGAUCAUUGUCGACGAGCGGAGAGCGGUAACAAGCCACCCUGGUCAUGAGUCCCAGCUUGAGCCUCAUACAUUCCUGGCGCACCACGAUCCAAUGAUGCCGAAUGCAGCGCACAUGGCCGACUCACACAGAGUGUGUGUCCCUAUCCUCUUUCAACGCCCUUUCGUCGUCGAAGACGCACUGAUCGGCGAUGAUCCAACCUCGCUCACGAUGUCACUUCAAGCGAGCGUCCUGGGGAGCUCUUCCUCUUGAUAUCUACAGCUAGUCAUGCUAUGGCGACUGAAUCUCCUCGUAUUGACUCAUGCCCUCGCGCGACUCUCUCAUGCGACGCCCCGUCUCCGUCAAAAUGACCAAGUCGAAGCACCCGGCUUUACAUGGGGAGGAGGUCCCAUGCGAGGUGUCAACAUAGGUGGUUGCCCUUGUCAGCUUCUGACUGUCCAGCCGUGGAUUACGCCUUCCAUAUUUACGGAUAAACCCGAUUGGGUGGUCGACGAAUGGACAUAUGGAGCAUACAUGAGAACUCGGAAUGAUACCUAUGGGGAGAUAUCGCAGCACUGGAACACAUGGUUUCAAUACGAUGAGCUUGAAAAUAUCGCCGCCGUCGGACUCAAUACCAUUCGUAUCCAGAUUGGCUAUUGGUCCAUCAUCCCCCUCGUCAAUGGCGAACCAUAUCUUGUCGGCGCGUACGACUAUCUCAAGAUCGCAGUGACAUGGGCGAGGACGCUCAACCUCAAGGUGAUGUUGGAUCUCCACGGUGUCCCCGGAUCCCAGAAUGGCUUUGACAAUUCUGGCCUCCGAGGUACCCGUCAAUGGUUCUCAAACUACACCAAUCUCCAACGCAGCCUCAACGCUCUGCAAAUUCUCACGGAGGAAUUCACCCAAUCAUCUUACGGUAACACGGUCCAAACUAUCGAGCUUGUCAACGAACCGUUCCCAUAUACCGACGAUGAGCUCAACUUUUUGAAGAAUUAUUACAUCCAGGGGUACAAUACGGUACGAGGCGCGAAUCAGCAACAGCAGAUCGUCGUGGCGCUUGACGACGGUUUCAGGGGACUUCAAUCAUGGUCCGGAUUCAUGACCGAAACCCAGUACCAUGACGUUGCGCUGGAUACGGGUCCCGCUGAUAUCAGGUUCAACAACUACACCCUUGCCAUGGGUUACACCGAACUCCUGGAGUGGUUCUGCUCUCAGGAAGACUACAUUGUAGCUGCAAACCAGAAACACUGGACAAUCGUCGGCGAAUGGACUCUGGCUGCAGCCGCAAAUACAGAUUGCGCCAAGUGGUUGAACGGACGGGACAAGGGCGCCCGGUACGACGGGACGCUGCCUGAUCAGCCAAAGAUACGAUUCACUGGCGACUGCGUAACUCACACCGGGUCCGAUCCGAGCAAGUGGAGCUCAGACUACAUCGAGUUUCUGGGACGCGCCUUUGAGACUCAGACCUACGUCUACGAGAAAGCGUCGGGGUAUAUCAUGUGGACAUGGAAGACGGAGCAAGCUGCCGACUGGUCCAUGCAGGCGGGCAUAACGUAUGGCAAGUCUGGAAAAGCCGACAGUACUGAUUAUCAGGCUGGAUCCCGAUACCAAUCACUGCGAAGCCUCACGGUCGGCCGUGUCAACGAAACGUCUCAAGAACGACCGCAAACACGGGAGAUGCGUUCCGAGCCAUAGCCCUCCCUCGGAUACAUUACACCAUUAUCGCUCUUGUGCUGAGUCUGAAGACCU